Messenger RNA from Talaromyces amestolkiae, 1251 nucleotides. RefSeq lists its product as uncharacterized. The record is from RefSeq and is a predicted model, not a curated record. The coding region runs from base 1 to 1251 and encodes 416 amino acids. The transcript is spliced from 4 exons. Gene Ontology annotation, biological process: phenylacetate catabolic process; fatty acid beta-oxidation. Gene Ontology annotation, cellular component: peroxisome. Lineage: Eukaryota; Fungi; Ascomycota; Eurotiomycetes; Eurotiales; Trichocomaceae. Gene Ontology annotation, molecular function: acetyl-CoA C-acyltransferase activity.
AUGGCCGUCGACCGCCUCUCCUCUCUUCUCAACCACUUGAAGCCCGGCAACUCUGGAAUUGCGGCAAUCACAACCAAAAACCCAGACGAUGUCGUGGUCACGCUCGCGAUCCGAACUCCAUUGACCAAAGGCUUCAAGGGCGGCUUCAAGGAUACAUCGCUCGACUACAUAGUCUACACAGUGCUGAAACAGCUCGUUGAGCGAUCACAGAUUGAUCCUGCGCUCAUCGAGGAUGUUUCUUUGGGCAAUGUUGGUGACGGACGAGCAGCAUACCUAGGCCGUGCCGCCGCGCUCGCAGCCGGCAUCCCACACACCGCCGGCGCCUCCAGCGUAAACCGGUUCUGUGCGUCCGGUCUCAAAGCAAUCCACGACAUCGCCAACCAGAUCCGCACUGGCGCAAUUGAUAUCGGUGUCGCCGUCGGCGCCGAGUCCAUGACCUUCGGCGGCCGCGGCGUCGACACAUUCCACGAAGAGAUCCUCAAGAACCAGGAAGCUGCCGACUGUCUGCAGCCCAUGGGCCAAACAUCUGAGAAUGUCGGUGACGAUUUCGGCAUCACACGCCAGAUGCAGGAUGAGUAUUCGGUGGAGUCGUUCCGACGUGCAGAGGUUGCGCAAAAGGCGGGUUGGUUUGAUGAUGAGAUUGUGCCUGUGACGACCAAGGUCAAGGAUCCGAAAACGGGCGAGGAAAAGACCGUUACAAUUACCAAGGACGAGGGUCCCAGGUAUGGAACUACAUAUGAAGGAUUGAGCAAGAUUCGUCCUGCUUUCCCGCAGUUUGGAAAUAAGACUACUGGCGGUAAUGCCAGUCAGGUUACCGACGGAGCCGCCGCAGUCCUCUUGAUGCGCCGCUCCAAAGCAAUCGAACUCAACCAGCCCAUCCUCGCCAAAUUCUGCGGCGCCACUGUCGCCGGCGUUCCCCCACGAGUAAUGGGCAUCGGUCCCACAGCCGCCAUCCCCAAACUCCUUAAACAAUUCAAUCUAAGCGUGUCCGACAUUGAGAUUUGGGAAAUCAAUGAAGCGUUUGCCUCGAUGGCAGUCUACUGUCUCAAGAAUCUGGGCAUUGAGCAUGAGAAAUUGAACCCGCGCGGAGGAGCGAUUGCGUUGGGUCAUCCGCUUGGUGCGACGGGUGCUAGGCAGGUCGUUACAAUUUUGAGUGAGGCGCGCCGGACGAAGAAGAAGAUUUUGGUGAAUAGUAUGUGUAUUGGAACGGGACAAGGGAUGGCGGGGCUUUGGGUCAAUGAGCAGGUUUAA